AUGAAGGCCUACCGGCUCCUUGCCCUGUUUGCAUGGGAACGAGUUACUGCGGCUUCACAGGCGCCCAAUCUCUUGUCUUCUUUGCCAGAGUCCGACGCCGCCAUUGCCAGCCAUAAUGCCAGUCUAGCAGUUAGCGGAAAUACUGCUUUUCCUCACAUUAUUCCAGACCAUAGUACUCUGGCGACUAAACACGGUGCAGCCUUAUCCCGAGAUAUCAUUAAGCGUCAGCCCACAAACCCACCAAAGAUUUCUGCCCAAGAAGCUUCCACAAAAAGUGUCCCUGGAGGUGGCAAAUCGGGCGUUUUCUAUCGGGGAGAUUCACGACCCCCCGCUGAAAUCUUCAAGACGGGUUUCGCGCCACAAGGCACAGAUAGGAGCCUGCGGAACCAUCUCAGCUUUGUUGGCGGCUCGGGGCUUGUCUCAGUUUCUCGGUCCCGCAAGUCUGCUGAGAGCUAUGCCUUUGGCCGGUCGGCGAAAAACAACCAAAGGGGCUACAUUUAUGUCAUGGUGCCCAAGAAUAUGCCCAACGGAUAUUGGGUUCCUGAAAUCUACCGGCCUAAUAAAAAUCCCGCAGUCGGUGCCAAUCAGGAAUUCGCCGUGGAUGGUCCCGUUCCACCAUCGAGCAUCUCCCACGCAUAUGAAGUAACGCGGGAAAAGCCAUGGAGCAAGUCUAACAAGAUCAGGAAUAACGACUACUCCUUAAAGUCAUUCCCUCCAUGCUCCACCAAGAAACGAGCCAUCUGCGAUGCCACAAAUUAUUCGGCAAAGCCUUUCAAGGCGAGCAAAAUUCGGGUGACCAGGGCAGUAGGCAAGGCAGCUGCUAUUACUCUGCUGACCCCGUAUGCGAGAAGGUUGCUCGAAGCCAUCAAGCAAUGGGAUAACCCUAUUGGGGCGGCAGUAACCUGGCUUGAUGAUAAGAUAGGCUCCCUCCAAGAGCUAAUCGGAGGUCCCCAACGGGAUGAUAUUGACGGCAAUGACCUAAAAGCACAGUUGAUAUGCGCAUUAAAGGGAGGGGAGGCGAAGGAAAUCAUUGCUGGACGACCGAAUAAUAUAUGCCAACCUUCAAGCGAGAAGUAUGCAGACAAGCUACGGAACGACUUUAAAUCGGGAAAGCUUGAUAGAAUGAUUGAGAUGUGUAAAGGUAUCAACGUAUAUUCCGGUGGUCAUCUAGCGGUUUGGGAGUGGACGAAGGGGUAUUGUGCGGCGCUUCAUGGGACGUCUGAAUAUGCAGAGCGAAUGUGGGAAUUAGCCGUCAGCGGCCUCUUGAAUUCUUGUUCCGAGCUUGAAGACAAUCCUCCGGAGAAUGAGGAUCUUUAUGACAGGUUGGAAGACCAUUGUUCGAAAUUCCAAGCCGAGGUGGAUAGGGUGGAAACAAAACCAUUUCCAAAAGUAUUGAGGUCAAGGUGCAAGAUAUAG
Molecule: messenger RNA, 1416 nt
Organism: Metarhizium robertsii ARSEF 23
Lineage: Eukaryota; Fungi; Ascomycota; Sordariomycetes; Hypocreales; Clavicipitaceae
Product: Peptidase cysteine/serine, trypsin-like protein
Exons: 2
Coding region: 1-1416 (471 amino acids)
Cellular component (GO): extracellular region
Molecular function (GO): NAD+ poly-ADP-ribosyltransferase activity
Source: RefSeq, a predicted model, not a curated record